AUGGACUUGGGAAGAGCAAAGCUCCUGAGAUGUGGAAUAAAUGUUCUUCAUCAUGCCCUUCACACCAUACAUGGUUUGGCCUGGACAGACGGCAAACAGGUCAUCCUGACCACUGUGCACCUCCAAAAGAAUGAGGCAGAAUUUGGUAGCUCGGUGGUCAUUGGACAAUUUGAACAUGUUCAUGGCCUAUUUUGGGGACCUGCAACUGAUGCUCCAGCAUUGCUAGCUGUUCAACAUAAGAAACACGUCACUAUAUGGCAGCUGUACUACAACCCAUUGGAAAAGAACAGACUUGUUGUCUCUCAGACCUGUGAGUAUGGAGAUCUUCUCCCCAUUCUUCCACAAGGAUGCACAUGGCACCCAAAAAAAGAAAUCUUAGCUGUUUUAACUAAAAAGGAUGUCUCUAUUUUGUAUACAGUCUGUAAUGACAAUACAAAUAUUAAAGCGGACAUUACAUGCUGUAGAAUCAUUCAAUGUGCUUGUUGGACAAAGGAUGGUAGUCGUGUGGUGGUAGCCAUGGAGGACUCUCUUUACUCUUUCAUAUGGAAUGAUGACCAAAAGAGCUUAAGUCCUUGUUCCUUUUGUCCUAUAUUUAAUAUUGAUGCAACAAUUGUUGCAAUUCAACCUAUAAUGGAUUACCAAGUGGUGAUAACUUCUGAGAUUUCAACAAAAAACCCACAAAGUUAUAUCCGAGACUCUGAAGGAUCUUCUUUACAAUCUACUCUACUGAUGUUAGAUGAAGAAUUAUCCAGAAGUAGCAGAAGGGUCUCUAUGGACUCAGGUAAAUCAGAGCCAGUCGACAUGUUGAAAGUCUCCCCAUUAAUGUCAUCAGAAAUGUCCCAGAUGCUUGCCAGACAUCGAAAGUCUGAUCCCAGUCCACUCAUGCAUCUAAAGCAGAGGAGCAUUACGGGUGAAAAUAAGCCAGAAUUGUCCAAUCUUUUGCUUAUAACCUUUGAGAAAAACUCAACAACCACCAGAAAGGUAUCAAUACCAGGUAUCUCCUCCCCAGACAUUAUAGCUCUCGAUUCUCGUUGUGAAAGAGUUGCAGUGGCAUCUAACACUGGCAAUCUGGUGUUGAUUUAUCCCAUUGCUCCAUCGUGUAUGCCAAACAUUCUACAAAUCCGUCUUGAAGAGAAUGAAAAAGCCAAAGGGCUAUGUUUUCUCACAGAUACAUUGCUACUAAUAAUGGUUGGGAGACCAAAGUCCAGUGAUUUAGGGUUUGUGCACAUAUUGGCCUCUGAAAAAUAUACUCUACAGUUAGUCACUAAAAAUAUCUCACCUGUGGAAUAUAUACCCUCAAGAAUAAACUGUGGCCAGAAUUCAGUAUCUGAUCAAUCCGGUUUGCCCAUGGAUGGUUACAAAUCAUAUGGAGAUGACCACACUGUUGUCAAGGAGUUUUGGAUGCCAAACCAUAUUGGAAAUAAAUCUCCACGAAUGAGACGGAAAAUUAGAGAUCUUGUCCAGAGGGCAAAUGGAGGAGAAAGCCCAACAUCAAGUCUGGAUGACUAUGAUGACAAUAAGUUAGAAGAAUGUCCUAUAACUUUAGAGAAUCUUAACGCUGAGCCAACAGUACGGAGGCCAAUAAAGGGCAUGACCAAGGCUCUGUGCAGAUCAUUUUCUGUGCGGUCUAACAAUGAACCUCAAGAAACAAAGGAGAAUCAUUUGUCAACAAUCAGCAAAAAUGACAGCGAGGAAACAGCUUUUCAAAUUCGUCAUUCAGGAUUGAAAGAUUCUUGGAAAAAGUACUCACAAGGUUUGCCAUACCCAUCUUCUGAUGACCCACCGUAUAUAUCCAUAAGUCAGCAGAAUUCAUCCAAUGACGGAGCAAAUGAGGCGAGAGCUGUUCUACUAUGUAAUGGAAAACUUCAUUUAAGAACGUUGCAGGAGGUCUUCCACUUUAACACCAUUGAAAUGAAAUUUGGGGCAAAGUGGAUUGUCCUCACUGAAGAUGGAGAGGGAUUUGUUCCUGUGAUAUUCAGAGCCAACCAAGAGGUUGUGAUAAGGGACGUAACAGAAAACACUGGAACAUCUGAAGAAGCAAAUGAACAAAUGGAGCCCUAAGGGGGUAUAUUCUACAUUAUCUGUUAUCGCCACUUUCUACACGACUUGUCCAGAAGUGUUAUGUCUACUAAUGUAUUGUAAGAGGUCAAGAGACCCCUCAUUCAUUAUAUGGCUUAGAUUUGUAAACAGGGCUGUUUCCAUUUGUAUAUGAGUCCCUGGGUACUCCACUGGCCAG
Molecule: messenger RNA, 2236 nt
Organism: Hyla sarda
Lineage: Eukaryota; Metazoa; Chordata; Amphibia; Anura; Hylidae
Product: WD repeat and coiled-coil-containing protein-like
Exons: 3
Coding region: 1-2061 (686 amino acids)
Molecular function (GO): kinase binding
Source: RefSeq, a predicted model, not a curated record